Hemisphaericaspora subhashii is the source of this 984-nucleotide messenger RNA. Its product is annotated as TOR complex subunit. The record is from RefSeq and is a predicted model, not a curated record. NCBI's taxonomy places the organism in Eukaryota, Fungi, Ascomycota, Pichiomycetes, Serinales, Debaryomycetaceae. The coding region runs from base 1 to 984 and encodes 327 amino acids. The transcript has a single exon. Gene Ontology annotation, cellular component: TORC2 complex; TORC1 complex. Gene Ontology annotation, molecular function: protein binding. Gene Ontology annotation, biological process: regulation of actin cytoskeleton organization; TOR signaling.
AUGUCAGUUAUAUUAGCAUCAGCAGGAUACGACCACACGAUACGUUUUUGGGACGCAUUAACAGGGGUAUGUUCGAGAACUAUACAACACACCGAUUCCCAAGUCAAUAGAUUAGAAAUAACUUCAGAUAAACGAUUUCUCGCUGCUGCCGGGAAUUUAUAUGUCAGAUUAUAUGAUAUACGACAAAGUGGAAACACAGGAAACACAUCAGCACAGACAUCUGCGGCAAAUAAUGCAGGCGCUGGACAUUCUAAUAGCUCCAACAAUAAUCCUGUUAUGACGUUUGAAGGUCACUCUAGCAAUGUCACUUCGUUGGCGUUCCAAGCUGAGAAUAAAUGGAUGGUGACAUCACUGGAGGAUGGCAUGGUUAAAGUUUGGGACGUAAGGUCUCCCUCUGUUCAAAGAAACUAUAAGCAUAAUUGUCCAGUGAAUGAGGUUGUGAUUCACCCCAAUCAGGGUGAAUUAAUAAGUUGUGACCAAGAUGGAAAUAUUCGAGUAUGGGAUUUGGGUGAAAAUCAAUGUACACACCAUUUAAUUCCGGAAGAUGAUGUGCCAAUAAAUUCUUUGUCUGUUGCAAGCGAUGGAUCAAUGCUUGUGGCAGGUAACCAUAAGGGAAAUUGUUAUGUCUGGAAAAUGCAAAAUCAAAAAGAUUUGACUUCUUUAACUCCAGUCACCAAAUUCAGGUCUCACCUGAAAUAUAUCACCAGAGUGUUAUUGCUGACAGAUAUGAAACAUUUGGCUACUUGUUCAGCUGACCAUACUGCAAGAAUAUGGUCUACCGAACAGAAUUUUGCUUUGGAAACAACAUUGCAGGGCCAUCAGAGGUGGGUAUGGGAUUGUGCAUUUAGUGCAGAUAGUGCCUAUUUAGUGACAGCAUGUUCAGACCAUUAUGUGAGACUCUGGGAUUUAUCCAACAGUGAAACAGUGAGGCAAUAUAAUGGGCAUCAUAAAGCAGCAGUAUGUGUGGCAUUGAACGAUGUGUAA